CUCAUUCUUACAUCCAUCCCCAUCUUCACCAAAACAAAACCAAAGUUCAUUUCUUUCUUCUGUUCUUUUCAUUCCUGGAGAAUGACAUUAGAGAAAAACAAAACCCCAUAAAUAAGUGCCAUUCUUCUUCCACCGCCAAAAAAGAUUCAUUUUUUCCCUCUAAAUGCCACACCCAUUUGAAUAAAUCCCCCAACAGAGAAAAGGGGUUACGAAAUUUUCCAUGAUCAUCAAUAAAUAGCGGUUGUUGUUGUUGUUGUUGUCGGGAAUCGUUGUUUUUAUUUAGACAUGCUCAAGUUGUGGAAAUGGUACCAGAAUUGCUUGGCGGUUCACCCUGUUAAGACACAGGUCAUCAGCUCUGGCUUGAUUUGGGGUGCUGGUGACAUAGCUGCUCAGGCAGUUACCCACUACACUGCCAAGACCCAUGUCACAAUAGAUGAGGAUGAGAAAAAGGAAUUCAAGAUCAACUGGAAACGGGUGUCUACGACCAGCUUGUUUGGGUUAGGAUUUGUUGGCCCUGUUGGCCACUACUGGUACGAAGGUUUGGAUCGGUUUAUAAGAUUGAGACUUAUGCUCAAACCGAAUUCGGUCCGCUUUGUUGCAACCAAAGUUGUGGUUGAUGGGUUUCUCUUUGGACCAUUGGAUUUACUUGUGUUUUUUACAUACAUGGGUUUUUCUACUGGCAAGAGUGUUCCUCAAAUCAAAGAAGAUGUGAAGAGAGAUUUUCUGCCAGCCUUUGUUUUAGAAGGGGGCAUAUGGCCAGUUGUUCAGGUUGCGAAUUUUCGGUUUAUACCAGUAAGGUAUCAGCUCCUUUAUGUCAACUUCUUCUGCUUGUUGGAUAGCUGUUUCUUGUCUUGGGUUGAGCAACAACAGGAUGCUCAAUGGAAACAAUGGUUGAAAUCAUUUCUUCCUUUGAAGUAACACUUUCUCAAUUUAUUUGUGGAGUUGCCAGUGGUUGGAAGUUCAUCUUGGAAAAAAAAAAAAACAAUUGACUGGUUUAGAUUGCUUGUAAACACCAUCUAGAGUUUCAGAAUUGAGUUUCUGAAAGUGAUGAAAUUGCCUUCACAUGAUAUCAUUAAUGAUUUUCAUCUUGAAUACAAGUUGACACCUUUUUCCAUUGAAUAAAUUGAAAGCCUUGUUUGCUUGCAAAGGGUUUGUCUAUA
This is a messenger RNA of Cajanus cajan (pigeon pea), 1160 nucleotides long. RefSeq lists its product as uncharacterized. The record is from RefSeq and is a predicted model, not a curated record. Lineage: Eukaryota; Viridiplantae; Streptophyta; Magnoliopsida; Fabales; Fabaceae. Gene Ontology annotation, cellular component: cytoplasm; membrane.